AAAAGCGCUUGGUAAAAAUAGGUGAUCGCUUGACGGACAGACAAAGUUAACCAAUCGAAACAGUGUAGCGUCAACCGCGCGUGGAGCCUGUUUAAGUCAUGUUUAUGGACUCAGUUAAAUGAAGCCAGACUAAAGGCUGGGAUGACACAUUCCUUUCCGUUCAGAACCGUUCCGUUGAGAACCACUGGCUAAUCAUUUCGUUGUGGUUUUAGCUGGUUCUAGCCACGAAGAGCAGGCAUCCUUCGAAAAAAGUAUUCAUUCAGACUAAAUUGAUGUUUAGGUCGUCUUUGCAUCCUCCAUGUUAAAUAACCAGUAGUGCUCCAUUUAACAGGUAAGGGUAGGAGGGAUUGAUUGCCAAAUUCACAUUCUACAAGAAUCGACAAAUUAUUAGGAACAUCCGACAGACACAAGCGAACUUCUCAGUAAGCUAUUUUUCUAUCGUGUGAUCACUAACUCAUCUCGUGCUGUUUUGUGGCCUGAAAUCCCGACGCGACAGCUAGUCGGGACGCUUUGUUUCGACUGGUGCGUGACAGAGUAGAGCAAAUGGUCAGCUGCUGAGUGUGCGGCACUGCGACUCUCAUUGGCUAGUUGGAGCUGUCACACCCUGCAAUGAAUCGAUGACCUUCAUUUGCGAGGACAUAAAUUGUGCUGCAUACACAAACAUAGUGAUCAUUUUGCGCAGAUAGUGAUACACGAUGUCUGCGCCAAGCACUGAGAUUGAGUGUCUCGCGAGUCUUAUACUUGAUGAAGAACAGCUGCAUGCAGUUGAUCUUGUUGACUGGAGGGCGUUGCUUUGCGGAGACUGGAGGGACAUGAUGACACUUCUGGACUAUAUGACAUCCAUCAGGCCCUCAAAUUCUUUCAUGCGAAAAUUGAUAGUAGCAACCGAAGAGACACCGCCAAACUAUGGACAGACCACUUCUCUGAAUCACAGCAUUACCAAUGUCCCCCUCUCUCUUACAUUCCAGUUAGAUCCGUUUAUCGACAAGUAUUUUGGGAAAGAAGACAUACGUAUUGUAAACUGGAACGAAUCUGCCUACGAAGAGGAGCUGAUAGAACGUAUCAGAUCGCCCAGACAAUCCUAUGUGGUCACCUUGGCCAUUGACUUCCAGCCCACGCCACGUAGACUGAGGCGGAUACGCGCGAUCCUGGAGAAGUCUGGAACGUUGGUCAUUCCACACGAACUCCCUGAAUGGCGGACUCGUUAUCCCGACCUGAUGCAAAGUUUCUCCAAGGACGGUGGUCGGUUUAUCAAGCUUUUUGAAACAAUGUCAACAACCAGUCGGACUAGAGAGAUUGAAUUUCGCCUACAGACAGGACGUGCAGGGUGCCGAAGACUAUACAGUUUUACAGAUAACAUGGAUGAUCGUGCGCGGUAGGGAGUGGCGAUCUGAGUUCGCUUGGUCAUCUGUUAGUCAUAGAGUGCCAACAUCUCCCUUCACCAUAAAAUGUGCCAAACAAACAUCUGUAAAUAGCAUCUGUAACCAUAGAUCCCGUCUCAGAACGAAAAGACAACCACAGAAAAGAAGAAACUGUACACACAGUUUACAUAUUUUUCACACAGUGUUUUUUACUCGAAAAUCAUACAAUUCUUCUGCUUCACUCUCCUCCGAUUCUGAUGAGGUAGUGGGUUCUUUUUUUAACCGCGAGGGUGAGGGCGCUUGCUGACUUUGAACAGUUUGAUCUUUGCGUUUCGACUCCAGAGCUUCGAUUUCCAGCUGCAACUGUUGUAUUCGUUCCCACUUUUCACUACAAGCACAAAAUCAAAAUAUACAUGUUAUACUGGUAAGCACUACAUAACAAACGCUCAGAAGUGACAAAAUGGUUGAAAUGUUAUCAAAAUAUACAGCAACCCUCCAUGGGAACAGAGAGUACUUCAGAGAAGUCCACAAUGGAAUUCUCUAUCACCUACGAUCUCAGGUGCAA
Opisthorchis viverrini is the source of this 1926-nucleotide messenger RNA. RefSeq lists its product as hypothetical. The coding region runs from base 696 to 1379 and encodes 227 amino acids. The transcript is spliced from 5 exons. NCBI's taxonomy places the organism in Eukaryota, Metazoa, Platyhelminthes, Trematoda, Opisthorchiida, Opisthorchiidae. The record is from RefSeq and is a predicted model, not a curated record.